Molecule: messenger RNA, 1219 nt
Organism: Sclerotinia trifoliorum
Lineage: Eukaryota; Fungi; Ascomycota; Leotiomycetes; Helotiales; Sclerotiniaceae
Source: the annotation of a GenBank genome assembly
CGGUCGCGUCCAACCUGCAGGCGCGUUCUAUCUUAGUAUAUCAAUUGGCAUGAAUGAACAUCAUCACUUUCAUUUUCUUUACCAACCACAAAGCAAUCCGCCAAUAUGUUCAGUAUGUUGCAGACACCCGCGAGUGCACACAAGCAAAUACGCCAUUAUACACCUCAUGUCCCAUCACCCUUAUCCUCAUCACCUCUCCGAACCUCGCCGCCCGUAUCGCCUCUUGAGCCCCGCUCUGUAAAUUUGCCAACGAGGACCCACGCAGUUGGGGACUAUCAAACGGAUUUUAUGAUGUCGCCUGAACAGUCUGGUUCUUCUAAAUCUUCUAGUCCGGAUAAAUUUUCCUUCAUUUCAAAUAAAAAUUCGCCCAACCGGGAAGGAGCCUUUUCAAAGAGGAUUACGAAGACGAAUCCGCUGCUACAUGGACAAGGUGAUGGGAGAGAGACACGCAGGAAGUUAUUCUUGAGGAGGGUUAGAGAGGAUUCAGAAGAUAAAAGAUGGAAGGCUAGAGGGGGUGACGACGAGAUAAUGAGAACAAUUUGGAUUGCAGAACAGAGGCGGAGAGCGGAAAGACAGGCUAGGGAUGCGCAGGGCUGGGCGGUUGAUGUUGACGCGCAAGAUGAGCAGGAUAUGCAGAUGGAAUACGGCGCUGGAAAGCUGACUCUUGGUAUGUUUAUUCUACAUAGAUCCCAGUUUACGAAUGGGCUUGCGGGUAUUUGGCUAACUGAUGUUUUAGAUGAGGCCAUGGCCGAAGAAGUGGCAAGAAACGAGGAAGAGGAAUUAGAGGCUUUAUUAGCAUCCAUGACCGAAGCCGAACGACGACAAACUCUCGAUGAAGCAUAUGAAAAUGUCUCAACACUCGACGAAGAAAUCGGCCCAAUCGAUGAAAAUGAAGCAGCUGCCUGGGUACGUGGAGGUUUCCAACAAUCUUUAAGCCAACAUGAUAUGACUGUUAUGGAUAUUGAACGAAAAGUCAAUUCCUGCUCACCGGAUACACAUUUUGGUAGUGACGAUGGCGAUUACGAUGCCAUUUUCAUGGAUGUCAUACAGCAGGAGUCAAGUGUGUUGAGCCAAGCCCAUGCCCCUAUGGAUAUGCAAGCAGAUCACGAGAUGAUGGACACGGAGAUGAGCUGAUCGUGGUAUAUAAUGGUACAUACUGGUACAUGCUGAGAUGAUAUUGAUUAUAAUGAAUUGGGCGGAUUUUGUUAGCGUUGGUGUU